AGUCAACAACAGAUCUUAACCCUUUUUAUAGCCGACACCAUUGCACCGGUACAAGACUUCACAAUCCUAUUCCCCUCUGACUCUGUCACUCCCUUCUUUCUUCUCCACGUCUCCAUUCCUUCAGUUUUAAUUCCAAAUAUUUUCAUCACCACUUCAUUUUCCAUGGCCUCUCUCCCUUCAUCAUGAACAACACCAUGUUCCCCACCUUAGGAUUUCCUAACCUUAGCCCCUCCCAUGAUCACAAUCGAACCGUCCUCGCUGAACUUGACUUCCUCUCCGCUACAAACAAUUCAUCAUUUCAACCUCUUCACACCAACCAGAUUUCUUCUCAUCAUCUCCAUGUAAAUACUGGUUUGCAACUUCUUACCGCUAACGCCGGAAGUGACCAUUCAACGGUGGAUGAUGGGACUUCAUCGGAGGCCGAAGAUAAGCGUGGCAAGAUCCCUGAGCUGGCACAAUUGCAAGAGGACCUUCGACGCAUGGAUGCAGAGAACCAAAAGCUGAAGGAGAUGCUCAGUCAUGUCAGCAGUAACUACGCGAACUUGCAAACGCAUGUUGCAGCAUUAUUGCAACAGCAACGCAUGGAACAAGAGGUUGUUAAAGUAAAAGAUGAGGAGAAAAACCAUGGAGGAAAUGUGCCAAGACAGUUCCUGGAUUUAGGUCCAAGUGGUACGACCGAAGUAGAUGAUCAAGUAUCCAACUCUUCUUCGGGUGAAAGGACUCGAUCAAGCACACCUCCCAACAAUAAGGAUAAGAAAGAGACUGAUCCAGACACUGAGAAAUUGAACUCUUCCAACACUACGGAUACAUCCACUCCAGAAGCCACUAUGAGAAAAGCUCGUGUCUCAGUUCGUGCAAGAUCAGAAGCACCCAUGAUCAGUGAUGGUUGCCAAUGGCGAAAAUAUGGACAAAAGAUGGCUAAGGGAAACCCUUGUCCUCGAGCAUACUACAGAUGCACUAUGGCAGUUGGUUGCCCCGUUCGCAAACAAGUUCAACGUUGUGCGGAUGACAGAACAAUUUUGACAACAACGUACGAAGGCACUCAUAACCAUCCACUGCCACCAGCAGCUAUGGCCAUGGCGUCCACCACUGCAGCUGCCGCUAGCAUGUUGCUGUCUGGGUCAAUGUCCAGUGUCGAUGGAAUAAUGAGCCCCAAUUUGCUAACUAGAGCUAUUCUUCCAUGUUCUAACAUGGCAACUCUUUCAGCCUCAGCACCAUUCCCCACAGUGACAUUGGAUCUCACACACAACCCAAACGCGUUGCAGUACCAACGACCUCAAAUCCCAUUCCCAUCGCAGCCUCAGAACUUUGUGUCUGCACCCACGCAAGCCCAAUUGCCGCAACUGAUUGCACAAGCGCUUUAUAAUCAAUCCAAAUUCUCAGGCCUUCAAUUGUCUAACGAUGUGGGGCCUAAUAAUUCCCAAGCUCCAAGACCUUCCUUGCAGCCAAACCAACAGGUCUCGCUCGCUGACACCGUCAGUGCCAUCACUGCCGACCCUAACUUCACGGCGGCCCUAGCCACCGCCAUCACCUCCAUUAUUGGCGGUUCGAAUAGUCCAAAUAACAAUGCGAACAACAGCAACAAUACUAGCAAUCCCAAUGUCAUCAAUAGUGCAACAAUAAUUAAGUAAUUCUUUAGGAAAUUAACUCAUCUAAAGUUCUUUGGUUCUUUUCUUUCUUGUCGUAGAUUACUGCAUUCCUUCUUUUAUUCGUUUAAACAUGGAAAAGGGAAAAUGAAUUUGUGAAUGUUCAUGAAUCGAUCUGAGAUGUUUGAUAUCUUAUUCAGCUGAAUUCUGUGAUGUUU
This is a messenger RNA of Cajanus cajan (pigeon pea), 1804 nucleotides long. RefSeq names its product WRKY transcription factor 6. The record is from RefSeq and is a predicted model, not a curated record. NCBI's taxonomy places the organism in Eukaryota, Viridiplantae, Streptophyta, Magnoliopsida, Fabales, Fabaceae. Gene Ontology annotation, biological process: regulation of DNA-templated transcription. Gene Ontology annotation, molecular function: DNA-binding transcription factor activity; sequence-specific DNA binding.